Venturia canescens is the source of this 1126-nucleotide messenger RNA. RefSeq lists its product as uncharacterized. The coding region runs from base 1 to 759 and encodes 252 amino acids. NCBI's taxonomy places the organism in Eukaryota, Metazoa, Arthropoda, Insecta, Hymenoptera, Ichneumonidae. The transcript has 6 exons. The record is from RefSeq and is a predicted model, not a curated record.
AUGUGGGAUGAAUCAGUGCAUUCUUUGGUGGCCUAUAACAGAGGCAUAUUAAGUGGUCAACGAGUGCUGGAUGUUGUGUAUGAGGAGUUACAGUGCCGCGGUGUUUUAGAAGCUUCCCGCAUAAGAGGCCUUGUCGAUGAAAUCAGAUGUAAGUACCUUUAUCUCGAUAAAUCACUGUUGUUGGCGGUUAGCAAUACAGCAGCUAUUUUUACCAUAGGCUAUCGGCAGUUUUACGAUGCGGGGAGUGACGAAGAAGAGGCUCUCGCUGAGGCAACGAGAGCUGUGGAGGAAACGGAUCUAGAGCGUCAAACCGCCCACUACCAACUGCAGCACGAGGAGAGGGCUGAGGUAGAGCCUAGAGCGAGCACCUCGGCAGCCUCGGCCGAGCCGAUACCGCUGCAGCCUGAGUCUAAUGACGACGAGGCGUCGACUAUUCUCAACCCCUCCUUGAUGUUUAGCGAUCGGCCUGGUAUUUUGGCUGUGUACCGGCAAGCCAGAGCUAACGAUGACGACGGAGCGAUAGCGGGCCCAUCGUAUCACCACCAUCGUCAGCAAGAAGAUGACCUCGUACAGCCCGAGAAUAAGCUGGGGGUGUAUCCGAUGGAUGCUCAACAGGAGGAGGAGGAGGAGGAGCGUCUAAACGAGGAGCAAUUAGACGCUAGACGCUUCGGCCUAUGGUUUCAACAGCUGAUGGAGUGUGAUUCAGGGUACUCGUCAGUUGACUCGUCAGCUGACUCGUUAUUGGCGUACCGCGAUUAGUACCAGAUAUGCAAACGGGCGGGGGAAGAACGCGCAAUACACAGGGGAAUGAGGCUUUCGGGGAUGUGCAACCCCCGGGAGGGCGGAUCAUCAUCACACACGAUACAGCCCGUUAUUUCAAACGUUUUCAACUACGUGGUCGGGAGAUAACAUUGCGUAUCCGCCAGCCUCACGCUGGUACAAACGUGACAGCAUGGCUUGAAGGAGCAUUCCGCGAUCUUCUGACGCAUCUCACGAGUCACUGUGAGGGUGGUGACUACGCGGGGAUCUCGUUCUCCGCGAGCAGCAUAGCGCACGGCCCCGUUUGGCUUUCAUUCCGUCCUGUCCGCGUCUAUGCAUUUGUAGAUAUCUGGCAAUUAAUAACAAA